AUGGCGCAGAGUAAUUGGGAAGCAGAUAAGAUGCUUGAUGUGUACAUUUAUGAUUAUUUAGUGAAGAAAGAAUUGCAUGCCACUGCUAAGUCUUUCAUGAAUGAAGGGAAGGUUGCACCGGAUCCAGUAGCCAUUGAUGCUCCCGGGGGGUUUCUUUUUGAAUGGUGGUCUGUGUUUUGGGACAUUUUUAUUGCGAGGACAAAUGAUAAACAUUCUGAGGCCGCCGCAGCUUAUAUAGAGGCACAACAAGGUAAAGCAAAAGAGCAACAACAGCUGCAAAUUCAGCAGUUGCAACUAAUGCGCCAAGCUCAGAUGCAACGAAGGGAUCCUAAUCAUCCUCCCCUUGGUGGUCCAUUAAAUUCAAUAAGCUCUGAAGGAAUGCUUGGGCAAUCUACUGCUAGUGCACUGGCAGCAAAAAUGUAUGAGGAACGUGUGAAACACCCCAAUCCAAUUGACUCAGAGACAUCCCAACCACUCCUUGAUGCUAGAGUGGCCCUUCUGAAAUCAACAAACCAUCCUGGUCAGAUGGUUCAAGGAAACCCUGGUAGUGUUAAUGCGGCAUUACAACAAAUCCAGGCUCGAAGUCAACAGACCACAGACAUAAAGAGUGAAGUUAACAUGGGCACUGCUCAGAGAUCUUUGCCUAUGGAUUCUUCAAUUUAUGGGCAGGGCAUGAUGCAGUCAAAACCAGGAAUGGGGAAUGCAGGAUUGAACCCAGGAGUUGGUGGUCUUCCGUUGAAGGGUUGGCCUUUAACUGGAAUUGACCAAAUGCGGCCAGGUUUAGGUGCUCAAGUUCAAAAGCCUUUUCUGCAAGGUGCAACUCAGUUUCAGCUUCUCUCGCAGCAACAACAACAGCUUUUAGCACAGGUUCAGGCACAAGGAAAUGUUGGUAGCUCACCUAUCUAUGGAGAUAUGAGGGGAUUUCCUAGGGGAAAUUUAAAUGCCAAAGAUGGUCAGCCAAUCACAAAUAAUGGAUCUAUAGGUUCUCCUAUGCAGUCAACUUCAUCGAAGAUAAACAUGUCACAGAUGCAACACUCUUCUUCUCAACAACAACAGGAUCCUUUGCAGCCUCAGCAAGUACAACAGAAUAGCCGCAAGAGGAAAGGGCCUUCUUCCUCUGGAGCUGCUAACAGUACUGGUACAGGAAAUACAAUUGGUCCUUCACCCAACUCUCAACCAUCAACACCAUCCACCCAUACCCCUGGAGACGGAGUUUCUAUGGCUGGUAAUUUGCCAAAUGCCAGUAGCGUUCCGAAAAGUAUUAUGAUGUAUGGCGCAGAUGGAACUGGUGGCCUUGCAUCGUCCACAAACCAGCUGGAUGACAUUGAACAAUUUGGAGAUGUUGGCUCCUUAGAAGAUAAUGUGGAAUCCUUUUUAUCACCUGAUGAUGGAGAUGGAAGGGAUCUUUUUGGCACAUUGAAACGGAACCCUGCACAUUCUGCAGAAGCUUCAAAGGGUUUUUCCUUCAGUGAAGCUGGUUCAAUACGUAAAAGUAGUAGCAAAGUUGUCUGUUGUCAUUUCUCUUCAGAGGGAAAACUGUUGGCCAGUGCUGGGCAUGACAAGAAGGUUGUUGUCUGGAAUAUGGAAACACUGCAAACUGAAAGCACACCAGAGGAGCACUCCUUGAUAAUUACUGAUGUUCGAUUUAGACCAAAUUCAACUCAGUUGGCAACUUCUUCAUUUGACACAACUGUGCGACUUUGGGAUGCUGCUGAACCAAACUAUCCUUUACAGACAUAUACAGGGCAUACCUCACAUGUAAUGUCACUUGAUUUCCAUCCUAAGAAGAAUGACCUUUUCUGCUCCUGUGAUGCUAACAAUGAGAUUCGCUUUUGGAAUAUCAAUCAGUAUUCUUGCACUCGCGUUUCUAAGGGAGGCUCAGCACAGGUGAGAUUCCAGCCAAGAAUUGGACAGUUUCUUGCUGCUGCAUCUGGAAAUGUUGUGUCUAUAUUUGAUGCUGAGAGUGACAGGCAGACACAUUCAUUGCAGGGUCACUCCACAGAGGUACACUCUCUUUGCUGGGAUACAAAUGGAGAUUAUUUGGCAUCUGUCAGUCAAGAGUCUGUCAGAGUGUGGUCAUUAUCCUCUGGAGAGUGCAUUCAUGAACUCAGUCCCAGUGGAAACAUGUUCCAUUCUUGUGUUUUCCAUCCAAGCUACUCCACUCUCUUGGUCAUUGGAGGCUACCAGUCAUUGGAGCUCUGGAACAUGGCUGAGAAUAAGUGUAUGACCAUUCAGGCUCAUGAGGGUGUAAUAUCAGCUUUAGCACAGUCACCAGUCACAGGAAUGGUCGCCUCUACUAGUCACGACAAAUCCGUUAAAAUAUGGAAAUAA
This is a messenger RNA of Prunus armeniaca (apricot), 2331 nucleotides long. Lineage: Eukaryota; Viridiplantae; Streptophyta; Magnoliopsida; Rosales; Rosaceae. The record is from the annotation of a GenBank genome assembly.